This is a messenger RNA of Oncorhynchus keta (chum salmon), 6787 nucleotides long. Its product is annotated as Y+L amino acid transporter 2-like. Gene Ontology annotation, molecular function: L-amino acid transmembrane transporter activity; basic amino acid transmembrane transporter activity. The record is from RefSeq and is a predicted model, not a curated record. The coding region runs from base 480 to 1955 and encodes 491 amino acids. Gene Ontology annotation, biological process: amino acid transmembrane transport. Gene Ontology annotation, cellular component: membrane. The transcript has 10 exons. Lineage: Eukaryota; Metazoa; Chordata; Actinopteri; Salmoniformes; Salmonidae.
CCUUUAUGUACUAUUUAGAACAAGGAAAAUCCUUUUCGAUUUGCUGAUUCGUUGAACGCGGCACGUGUAUAAUUACAACCAGUUCGCAAGUCCGAAACUUCUAAAUGAAUUUCCUAGUUCAAUCUAGUAGUUGAACGCGGUAGAAGAUACAAUCAACGACAGUCAAACAGCCAUUGUUGAGUAAUUUUGCACAUGGGGUUCUAGUCUCAUUGAAUAUUUCAAGACUUCUUGUCGAGAGUACAGCUGAUCAAGAACAUUGAUGACCAUCUGCUGAGAGCCUCUGACAGUGGCCUUGUUUAGUGACGUGCUGCUUCCACCCGUCUCCAUCCUUCUACCCCGGUCUCCAGUCCUGCACCGGUCUCCAGUCCUUCACCCUCUACUUUGUUCUUGUCUCCACUUCAUCUUUCUGUCCUCAAUCCCUCCACCCUGGUCUCUGCCUCAACCCUCCACCUUAUUCCUACCCUCCCCGAACCAUCACCAUGGGGGCUGAGAAAGACACAGACACCAUUUUGACUGGCUCCAUGCGUAUGAAGCAGGAAAUCUCCCUGCUCCAUGGGGUCUGCCUCAUUGUGGGAAGCAUGAUCGGCUCAGGCAUCUUCAUCUCCCCCAAAGGGGUGCUCUUCUACACAGGCUCCUUCGGCCUGUCCCUGGUGGUGUGGGCCAUCGGCGGGGUCUUCUCUGUUUUCGGGGCCCUGUGCUACGCCGAGCUGGGAACCACCAUCCGCAAGUCUGGGGCCAGCUAUGCCUACAUCCUGGAGUCCUUUGGUGGCUUUGCGGCUUUCAUUAGGCUGUGGUCGUCCCUGAUGAUCGUGGAGCCAGCAGGCCAGGCUGUCAUAGCCCUCACCUUCUCCAACUACCUGGUGCAGCCCUUCUACCCCACGUGCUCAGCCCCCUACGAUGCUGUGAAACUCAUAGCAGCAGCCAUCAUCAGUCUCCUGACGUGUGUGAACUGUAUGAAGGUGAAGUGGGGGGCCAUUCUCCAGGUGGUCUCUACAGUAGCCAAGGUACUGGCCCUCAUUGUCAUCAUCAUUGCUGGGAUGAUCAAGCUGGGACAAGGCCAGACGCAGAACUUUGAGGAUUUGUUUAAGGGUUCUAAAGUGAACCCUGGGGACAUGGCCCUGGCUCUGUACGCUGCGCUCUACUCCUACUCGGGCUGGGACGCACUCAACUUCAUCACCGAGGAGAUCAAGAACCCGAAGAGGAACCUCCCAUUGGCAAUAGGGAUCUCCAUGCCCAUCGUCACAGUGAUCUACAUUCUGACCAAUAUAGCUUACUACACCGUUAUGGAUGCUGGCACCGUGCUGGCCAGUGAUGCUGUGGCUAUGACUUUUUCUGAUUUGGUCCUGGGCUGGGCUCGGUGGCUGAUCCCCUUGUCAGUGGCCAUCUCCUGUUACGGAGGACUCAACUCCUCCAUCAUUGCUGUCUCCAGGCUGUUCUUCGUGGGCUCCAGGGAGGGCCAUUUACCCAACGUCCUCUGCAUGAUCCACGUCGAGCACUACACCCCCAUCCCAGCACUGCUCUUCAACGGAGGCAUGUCUCUGAUCUACCUGUGUGUGAAGGACGUGUUCCAGCUCAUCAACUACUUCAGCUUCAACUACUGGCUGUUCAUCGGCCUCUCCAUCGCCAGCCAGAUAUACCUCCGGUUGAAGGCUCCCGACAUGCCCCGGCCCGUCAAGCUCUCUCUGUUCUUCCCUAUAGUGUACUGCAUAUGCAGUGUGUUCCUGGUGGUAGUACCUCUCUACAGUGAUACCAUCAACUCUCUGGUUGGUAUCGGGGUGGCUUUGUCUGGAGCUCCAGUGUACUACAUCUGUAUCCACCUGCCCCCCUCCUCCAGGCCUGCCUUCCUGGGCAGGAUGCUCGAUGCGAUCUCCCUGAACACCCAGAAGCUGUGUCUGUGCUGUGUGGCCUCACGUGACCUAGACCUGGACAACAUCCCCGAGGAGAAGCUGGAGUGAGGGAUGAAAGGAGGUGUGGAGGGAUGGAGGUAGAUACUGAGCCAAAGGUGGAAACAGGCAGACCACAAUCACAGCUACACCCCUUCUGCACCAAUGAUGAACAUUUGUUUUUAAUUUUUUUUUUUUGCCAGGACUUCAUUAUUAAUAAUGUGUGACUUGCUUGUCCUAUGGGACUGUACAGUGUGUGUGUGUUCAAUGCUGAGGAAAGCCACUUUCUAGUGCCGGUGGACUCUGACAACCACAUGCAUGCAGCACAAUGUAGUUCACUCCUACUGGUUACACCUAUGGAGACGAUCAACCAUGGGAGUUUAACCAUUUAACAACGCAAGAAUUUCAAAUGGAGAUUUGAACAGGCCCUACUGACCAUUUAGGAGGAGUAGGUUUUCAUCAGCAGGACAUACUGAAUAAAGCUAGUGGAGAAUUGAUUUUUAUUUUUUUAAUUAAAUGAGUUAUUUGUUUUGAAAGAUGGAAAUGUCAGUCAAAGAUGCCCAUUCUGGCCAUACUUUACUUGCACUAGGCCAGGUGGUGUGUGUGCACAAACUGCCUGUCUGAUUGUUUACUGGUCAUUGAACAUUUCUUCAACUUAGUGGCUGUCAAGUGACUGACUCAUGUACUAUAUGGAAACUGCCAUGGGUUGAGCCGUUAUGGCAUCAAAGUAAUGUUUAUUGGUGAAGCUGACAGACGGUGAAUUCUUAUUUUAUUUUACCUUUAUUUAACUAGGCAAGUCGAUUAAGAACAAAUUCUUAUUUUCAAUGAUGGCCUGAACAACUCCCUUGUUCAGACCAGGAUAUGUUUCCAAUAAUAUACAGAGGACUGGUCUCAAUGUUUUUAGUUUUUUUUUUUGUAUAAAAAAAAAUAUACUCAUUAGAUGGCGAUCCUAUUCAUGACAUCUCUGCCAUAGACUUACCAUGGUGUCAUGCAUGUCUUGCUCUCUUUUUUUUUUAAUAGACCUAGAAAUCCUACGACAUGGAUUUGGUAGGAUCCAAUGUCGUAAAUAUGCACAUUCAUGCAAUUUGGAUAAACAUAUGAUGCAGCUUGCAGGAUUAGAGGAAUGCAACAUCUCCUUUAUAAUGCAAUUCAUUGAGAAGCCAGAUCAAAUAUUAGAGCUACUGGCUGAGACAUAUUUGAUUUCUAUGCACCAUCUAGUGGUAGUUUUAUGAACUUCAGGUUGUUGAGAGCAAGUCAAUGUUGUGGAUCACUGCACUCGGGGCACUUGCAUCCAAAAGUUGUUGUUCUGAAUGCGUUGUCUCUUAUUGGUGUUUGCAUGUAUGUUGUCAUUGGAAAUUUGCUUUAAAGGGGCAAUCAGCAGUUUAAACUAUAACAAUGUGGCACAGUGGUGCAAGGCACUGUAUCUCAGUGCAAGAAGUGUCACUACAGACACCCUGGUUCGAAUCCAGACUGUAUCUCAACCGGCCGUGAUUGGGAGUCCCAUAGGGUGGUGCACAAUUAGCCCAGCGCAUUCCGGGUUUGGCCCUGUAGGCUGUCAUUGUAAAUAAGAAUUUGUUCUUAACUGACCUGCCGAGUUAAAAAAAAUGGGUACUCCCUGCCCGUUUUGGUAAAAAGCUGAGGGAGAAAUAUAGCCACUCAAAUUCAUAGACUGUGCUAUGGAUGCAAGGACUGACCAUCCAUGAUAUUAAAAGGAUAGACUUUUGAGAACCAUUUUGAGGCCGUUUGUUUACAUUUACUUUGUUUACAAACAAAUGUAAGGUUUUUCUCAGUUCUGAUGGUGAACGUCAGUUGAACUAAGCUCAUCAGGCAUUUAUAAUCUAUAUUCUUCAAGAAUCAAUGGGUACAUAUCAUUCAUUUAUAAGUCCAAAAAUCGAUGUAGCAACUGCAUAUUGACCCUUUUUAAUAAAUGAUCUCAUUCCAUCUAUGUGUGACUGCCAUUUGAAUGUUUUUUUUGGUCACUUUUUAUAGUUCUCAGUGGUCAGGUGUACAUUUCUAAAUUGUAAUAAUUUAGCAGAUGCUGUUUCAGAGUGACUGAAAUGAGCAAUUAGGGUUAAGUGCCUUGCACAUAGACAGAUUUUUCACCUAUAAAGCACAUAAAUCCAUUUUUACAUUUGGGAAUUAUAAUGGCCAGGUUAUGGCAGAGCCAAUAUGGACUGUGGUCGACCUGUCUCACUCGCUUUAUCAAUGUCACCCUUGGUGAUAUCACUUUAUCAAUGUCACCCUUGGUGAUAUCACUUUAUCAAUGUCACCCUUUGUGAUAUCACUUUAUCAAUGUCACCCUUGGUGAUAUCACUUUAUCAAUGUCACCCUUGGUGAUAUCACUUUAUCAUUGUCACCCUUGGUGAUAUCACUUUAUCAAUGUCACCCUUGGUGAUAUCACUUUAUCAAUGUCACCCUUUGUGAUAUCACUUUAUCAAUGUCACCCUUUGUGAUAUCACUUUAUCAAUGUCACCCUUUGUGAUAUCACUUUAUCAAUGUCACCCUUGGUGAUAUCCCUUUAUCAAUGUCACCCUUGGUGAUAUCACUUUAUCAAUGUCACCCUUUGUGAUAUCACUUUAUCAAUGUCACCCUUGGUGAUAUCACUUUAUCAUUGUCACCCUUGGUGAUAUCACUUUAUCAAUGUCACCCUUGGUGAUAUCACUUUAACAAUGUCACCCUUUGUGAUAUCACUUUAUCAUUGUCACCCUUGGUGAUAUCACUUUAUCAAUGUCACCCUUGGUGAUAUCACUUUAUCAAUGUCACCCUUGGUGAUAUCACUUUAUCAAUGUCGCCCUUGGUGAUAUCACUUUAUCAAUGUCACCCUUGGUGAUAUCACUUUAUCAAUGUCACCCUUGGUGAUAUCCCUUUAUUAAUGUCACCCUUGGUGAUAUUACUUUAUCAAUGUCACCCUUGGUGAUAUUACUUUAUCAUUGUCACCCUUGGUGAUAUCACUUUAUCAAUGUCACCCUUGGUGAUAUCACUUUAACAAUGUCACCCUUUGUGAUAGCACUUUAUCAAUGUCACCCUUGGUGAUAUCACUUUAUCAAUGUCACCCGUGGUGAUAUCACUUUAUCAAUGUCACCCUUGGUGAUAUCACUUUAUCAAUGUCACCCUUGGUGAUAUCACUUUAUCAAUGUCACCCUUGGUGAUAUCACUUUAUCAAUGUCACCCUUUGUGAUAUCACUUUAUCAAUGUCACCCUUGGUGAUAUCACUUCAUCAAUGUCACCCUUGGUGAUAUCACUUUAUCAAUUUCACCCUUGGUGAUAUCACUUUAUCAUUGUCACCCUUGGUGAUAUCACUUUAUCAAUGUCACCCAUGGUGAUAUCACUUUAUCAAUGUCACCCUUGGUGAUAUCACUUUAUCAAUGUCACCCUUUGUGAUAUCACUUUAUCAUUGUCACCCUUUGUGAUAUCACUUUAUCAUUGUCACCCUUGGUGAUAUCACUUUAUCAAUGUCACCCUUGGUGAUAUCACUUUAUCAAUGUCACCCUUGGUGAUAUCACUUUAUCAAUGUCACCAUUGGUGAUAUCACUUUAUCAAUGUCACCCUUGGUGAUAUCACUUUAUCAAUGUCACCCUUGGUGAUAUCCCUUUAUUAAUGUCACCCUUGGUGAUAUUACUUUAUCAAUGUCACCCUUGGUGAUAUUACUUUAUCAUUGUCACCCUUGGUGAUAUCACUUUAUCAAUGUCACCCAUGGUGAUAUCACUUUAACAAUGUCACCCUUUGUGAUAGCACUUUAUCAAUGUCACCCUUGGUGAUAUCACUUUAUCAAUGUCACCCGUGGUGAUAUCACUUUAUCAAUGUCACCCUUGGUGAUAUCACUUUAUCAAUGUCACCCUUGGUGAUAUCACUUUAUCAAUGUCACCCUUUGUGAUAUCACUUUAUCAAUGUCACCCUUGGUGAUAUCACUUUAUCAAUGUCACCCAUGGUGAUAUCACUUUAUCAAUGUCACCCUUGGUGAUAUCACUUUAUCAUUGUCACCCUUGGUGAUAUCACUUUAUCAAUGUCACCCAUGGUGAUAUCACUUUAUCAAUGUCACCCUUGGUGAUAUCACUUUAUCAAUGUCACCCUUUGUGAUAUCACUUUGUCUUCGACUGCUGUUGGUUCACUUUCUGCAAUCAUUUUUACUCUACAUUACUGCAUAACUAUGGAUUCUAAAGUACUGGUGACAUUUUAACAAAUGAACUCAUUAACUUCAAUCUGUCCAUCCACCUGAUGGAAAUAGGCGUUUCCUACCGUCAUUCCUAAUUCACAGGAUCUGUACAGGUAUGUGUAUAGCAUGUUACUUUACAAAUCAAAGGUUUAACUUCACAAUGAGUGACUAGGUCCAUCACUAUACAUUACAGAACAACAGGCAUUUCUGUUUCAAUCUUUAGUAGGAAUAUUAUAUUUGGGUGUCUGAACUUGCUGAAUAAAAUAUCUCCCACAGGGGAAAUCAGUGGUGUGUACGUUUCUCUUGUUCUUCUUGUAAGAGUAUUAUAUGCAGCCAGAGUAUGGUUUUCACUCGUGCUUUUUGUAAAUGUGUUGUCUGCCAGACCAAAUGUAGGCCAUUGUUUAUAUUGUUGUGCGGCCUUCUAUGGCUGCGUUUCAACAGACAGCCCAUUUCGGAUCUUUUUUCACCAAUUGGACUUUUGACCAAUCCGAUCAGCUUCUUUAAAAAAAAAACGUUUUGCAGUAUUGUGCUGCCUGUGUAAACACAGCCUAGUAAGAUAUAUGAUGUGGGCGUGUUAUCCUGGUCCCACAUCACUUUGUGCAGUCCUGCCAGCGGCUAUAGAACCAGGCUAUAGUGGUGUCCUUGACAUUGUUUCUCUCAUACCAAGAAGAUCUUUGUAAUGACUGUUAUUUUGUUUAUCUGCAACAUCUUUACUGUCCAAAUGUUAAUAAAAUGCUGUGCACAGAGGACA